GUGUGUGUGUGUGUGUGGGGGGGUGCGUCCCCCUCCGGCCGCCCCACAGCCCGGGGCUCGGUGCCCCACGCGGGGCUCCCCACGGGCGGGCGGCGGGGCCGUUCCCGGCGUUAGGACCCGGCCCGCGCGGUGCCAGCGCGGAUUCCAGGCUGGCUCCCGGGCGUGACGUCAGGCGCGGGCCCGCCUGGCUCGCGGCCCGCCCCGGCCCCUCGCGCUCGGGAAAAUGCUGCUCUCGGUGCAGCCGCGCUCCGGCCUGCCCGCCUUCGCCUACAACAAGAGCAGCAAGAAGCAGCCCUAUGUGCCGCCGGCGCAGCCGCUGGGCCCCCCCAGCCCCAGCCCCGCCGGGGGGGCCACGGACCAGCUCAGCAAGACCAACCUCUACAUCCGGGGGCUGCACCCCGGCACCACGGACCAGGACCUCGUCAAGCUCUGCCAGCCCUACGGGAAGAUCGUCUCCACCAAAGCCAUCCUGGAUAAGACGACCAACAAGUGCAAAGGCUAUGGCUUCGUCGACUUCGACAGCCCCACGGCGGCCCAGAAGGCCGUGACGGCGCUCAAGGCCAGCGGGGUGCAGGCGCAGAUGGCCAAGCAACAGGAGCAGGACCCCACCAACCUCUACAUCUCGAACCUGCCGCUGGGGGUGGACGAGCAGGAGCUGGAGGCGCUGCUGAAGCCCUUCGGGCAGGUGGUCUCAACCCGCAUCCUGCGGGACCCCCACGGGGCCAGCCGCGGCGUGGGCUUCGCACGGAUGGAGUCCACGGAGAAGUGCGAGGCCGUCAUCACCCACUUCAACGGGAAGUACAUCAAGAUGCCCCCGGGGGUGCCAGCCCCCCCGGACCCGCUGCUCUGCAAGUUCGCAGACGGGGGGCAGAAGAAGCGGCAGAGCCAGGGCAAGUUCGUGCCCAACGGGAGAGCCUGGGCCCGGGACGGCGACGCGGUUCUACCCGGCGCCCUACGGCCUGGCCCCCAGCCGGAUGAUCGCCCCCACGGCCCUGGCCCCCUACCUGCCCUCCCCCGUCUCCUCCUACCAGGUCCACGGCCCGGCCUGGAUGCACCAGUCCUACCUCGUGCAGCCCACGGGUGCGGUGCUGGCUCCCGCUGUGGACCACGCCGUCCCCCUCCAGCCCUCCGUGGUGGCCCCCCUGGCCCAGCAGCUCGGCCACCUCUCGCUGGGCAGCGCCGGCACGUACGUGCCUGCUGCCGCCGCCGUCCCCGGAGCCUUCAUCCCGCCGUACCCGCCGAUGCCGCCCACCCUCCCGCUGGAAGACGGCAGCGCUGCCCCGAGCCACGGCCCCAUCGAGUCACCGUCCGAGCCCGGCGCCUUCCCCUACCCCUACCCCAAGUAGCGGCGGGGGGGGCCGGCCCGAGGGACCCCGUACCUGCCGGCUGCCGGGAGGGGCUGUGCCGGGACCCCCGCCUGGCGCUGCCCCCCCACCCCACAACCGCCGCCACCUCGGGAAGGACCCGUGCCCCAGCCGGGGGUCCCUGAGCCCAGGGCGCGGGGGGGGGGGGGGCCCUGUGCAGGGGGUCCCGCUGCUCCCACGGCAUCUCGCUGCCCCCUCCCCGGCCGGGCAGCCCCCACACCCCGCCCCGGCGGGCUUUUUUUUUUCCUCCCGCAUUUUCUAAAAAACUAAAAAAGAAAAAAAAAAAAAGGGGGGGGGGGAGGGAGGAAAAGACGACAAACGCCGCCCCGGGGGGGGCCGGGGGUCCCCGGCUGCCCCCCUCGUGCUUCCAGGGCCCGCGGCCCCGCCAGCCCCCCCCCCCCCAGCCGCGGUGCCCCCCGUGCCUUCUGCUGCCCGGUCCAGCCGGUGCCCCCGGCUCGGGGACUGGACCCCCCCUUCCCCCCCCCCCCGGGGUCCAGUCUCUGGGCACCAGCUUCCCCGCAGGGCCGGGGGUGCUGCC
This is a messenger RNA of Grus americana (Whooping crane), 1902 nucleotides long. It is a transcript of the gene RBMS2, whose product is annotated as RNA binding motif single stranded interacting protein 2. NCBI's taxonomy places the organism in Eukaryota, Metazoa, Chordata, Aves, Gruiformes, Gruidae. Gene Ontology annotation, cellular component: nucleus; cytosol; ribonucleoprotein complex. The record is from RefSeq and is a predicted model, not a curated record. The coding region runs from base 224 to 1489 and encodes 421 amino acids. The transcript has 12 exons. Gene Ontology annotation, molecular function: mRNA 3'-UTR binding; poly(U) RNA binding; poly(A) binding.